Messenger RNA from Fomitopsis serialis, 1027 nucleotides. RefSeq lists its product as uncharacterized. Bases 80 to 973 code for a protein of 297 amino acids. NCBI's taxonomy places the organism in Eukaryota, Fungi, Basidiomycota, Agaricomycetes, Polyporales, Fomitopsidaceae. The transcript is spliced from 5 exons. The record is from RefSeq and is a predicted model, not a curated record.
UACUGGUACAACUGCCUCUGGAACUGGCAGUGGAAGCAACAAUGAGAAAGCCUCCCCCUCAUUCCUCACGCUCUUCGCCAUGAUUUAUUCUAAAUCACAACAUAUAUUCAAGAGAGUGGCGGCGAAGAAGAUAAGACACUUUGCUCUGGAUCUAUGUUUCGUGUCACUUGGCAUAAGGACAGGCUAUCUUUUUGAUGCCUUUGCCAUCUCGGGCCUACAGCAACGCCGCCCUGCAUUAUUCAUUGACGUGCUGGCCUCUCUACGUCAGGUCGUCCCAGCAUUGGAAGAUGUUAUCAUCCUCCACGAGCCUAUCUCCGACCAGCUCUUCUUCGUGAACUUUGCUUUGUUAGAAGCAAGGUGUGCACGGAUACCAGGUCUCGGAGAUCAUCCCAGACGCCAGGACGAUCCGCACGGAUGGCCCUUCUUUGUGCAACUCUCCGAAGUGCCCACGCUGGUGGAGUUCCCAACUCUGAUUGCCAGUCUCCUACGCGAAGUCUGUGCAAGAGGCGAAAAGUCCGCCGGUCUCUCACGUCCGAUCGCACUUACCAUCACUCAACCUCUUGACGUCGUGGAUUUGGUCCCGCUCGCCGCUGCCUUGUUGGAGUAUCCGGUCGCCUACGUCCCUGCCGACGCAGAUCAGACGGCCUUCUUGACAGGCGUCCCUCUGGACGUCUACGACUGCGUGGUCUCUUUCAUUGGUGCCUCUGAUGACGAGGCACAUCCCGAAGACGCACGCGAGCAUACGCUUCUCAAAUUCUCAAGCCCUUCCUGCCUGUCUGAGCAAUCCACGGGUCUGUUGCCCGCUAAAGUGAUGGAGGCACUCCGGGACAGAUUCGGGCCAAGACUGAAUGCGGCGGAAGGACAAUGGAGUCUGGCGUGCGGCACACGACGGAGACACACGAUAGAGUAUCGCUCUAGCCUUGGCUCCCGCCAUAGCUCCCACAGGUUGGCGCCCAGAAGCAAUAGAUACUGAGCACGGAAGGCGAAGGCCGCUAUUCUACGUCGAUGUUGGUGAUUUUAAUAUCUU